Messenger RNA from Lepisosteus oculatus (spotted gar), 1436 nucleotides. Its product is annotated as carcinoembryonic antigen-related cell adhesion molecule 3-like. NCBI's taxonomy places the organism in Eukaryota, Metazoa, Chordata, Actinopteri, Semionotiformes, Lepisosteidae. The record is from RefSeq and is a predicted model, not a curated record.
CACUGGGCAUUGACAUGAUUCUCCUUAACACAUGUCUGUUGAAUGUGUGGCUCUGUGUGACAUUUCUUCACCUCGCCAACUGCACUAGUGGAGCUAAGAAGGAACAUGUAAUGGCAACCAGAAAUAUUGGAGAAUUUGUGUAUCUUUUCCUACCAGACAUGCCACUGACCAACAUUAAGGAUUUAGAAUGGAAAACUAAAGACCUUAAAGUGGCAAAGUUCCAAAAUGGCAAGUCAUCUUUGCAUGAUUUAUACAAAAACAGAACAACUCUGUUCUCUAACGGAACCCUGAGGUUAGAUCAGCCUAUCAAAAAUGACAGUGGAACUUACACCCUGGAUGUUUAUGAUGAAGGGGAAAGUGUGUUCAAGGGUUACAUCUGGCUUGAUGUACAAGAGUCAGUCUCUCAGCCUAUUGUGAACUCAUCCUGUCAAGAUGAAGAGCUGGUCAAACUGAUGUGUGUGGUGGAGAAGGGAGAUAAUGUUUCUUACAAGUGGAGCGUAAAUGGAACCCCACUUGAAAACAUGCUCACUCCCAGGAAUGAUGGAAGUGGAAUUCUAGCAGUGCUAAAAAAUAACUCUGAGGAAUUUACCUGUACUGCAGAGAACAAUGUCAGCAGCGAGACAAGUGAUCCCUUCAAACCUUCGUGUGCUUGGAAAGAAACAGUCACCAGUGGAGCAAAAGAAGAGUAUGUGAUUGUAACCAGAAACCAUGGAGAGUUUGUGUCUCUUUUCAUACCAGAAACACCAUCAUCCAACAUAAAUGAUUUGGUAUGGAAAUUUAAAGACAUUAGAGUGGCAAGAUUACAACCUGGUAAUAUUACCUUACAUAAUCUGUACAAACAUAGAACAACAGUAUUUUCCAACGGCACCCUGAGACUCGACAAACCUCUGAAAGAGGACAGUGGAUCUUACAUCCUAGAAGUAUUUAAUAAAGAAGGACAAAAUAUGUUCAAGGGCAGUGUCAGGCUAGAGGUACAAGAUCCUGUCUCGCGGCCAGUUAUACAAGCAUCCUGUCAAGCUGAAGGAACAGUAAGACUGGUGUGCACAGUGCAGGAAGGACAUAAUGUUUCUUUUCAGUGGAGUUCAAAUGGGGCCCCACUCAAUAGCAGCCUUGGAACCACUGAUGAUGGACGUAGUGUUCUUAUUGCAAUCAAAAAUGUCUCUGAGGAGCUUUCCUGCACUGCGGAGAACAACAUCAGCAGACAGACAAGUGCUCCCCUGAAGCCCUCUUGCUUUUCAACAUCAACAGCACUGUUACGUAUGAUUGGAACACUCAUUGCAUUGGUUCUCUUGACUUCUGUGCUUUUCCUCCUGAUCUAUAAAGCCAAAGGAAAGCCAAAGAAGAAGACAUAAAUCCUGGUAAAGAAUGGGAGACCCAGUGCAUGGAUAAGGUUUACUUUCAAAAUCAUGCUCCUGACAGGAUGGAAAAAAAAAUGC